UCCGGUCCCUGCAUGGCAGCGGGAUUGCUAGGGAGACGAGGGAAUCCCCGGGUGUCGCCUCACUCCUGAUCAAUUUGCAUCAGCGGUUCCAUGCUUGGUUGUCUGUCUCAGUCUGUCUGUUCCAUUCGCUGCGUCCACAAGCAUGGCUUGGAGUGAAGUGUAGCGCAACAUCAUCUCGGAUUGUCAACCGGUGUAAAAUAGGCUACGUAACCCAUGCUGAAACAACCCGUGUAUUUUACAGAAUAAAUUCAUCAGAAGAACCACGUAUAUUUUCAUUGAUGAGGCAACCACCAAGUGACUUCGAUAAUAUGGCAUUGAGCGGGACGCUUUUGCCAUCCAUAUCCACAUUUGCAAGCGGCCCGACUGUCAAGAAUAAAUCCACGGGACAUGCGAAUUUGAGAUGGAAGGAGGAGCUGUCCCACCUGAAGAGGAGCGGCUGUUCUGACCAGGACAUCUCCACUGGAAUGGCCAAGAAAGAACCUGAAGAGCUGGACCUAUUGGACUAUGACUUUAUCCUGUCCAACACUAUGCUACAACAGCAGCAGCAGGCUGAGGCUAUGGCAACGAGCGGGUCCCAGAACCUGUCCCCUUCCCCGGGAUCCUACUCCUCCUACCAGCUCCCCUCUCCCCAGGACUCUGCUCACAGUGACAUGCUGUACACUAUCCCUGACAUCAACGACGUGUCCCCCUCUGGGGGGUUCGUGGCGGAGUUGAUGAGACCUGAACUGGACACGGCGUACCUCCAUCCCACCAGCCUGCAUGGCAAGUUUGUGGUGAAGUCCACCAUGGAUAUGGCAGAGGUUGACCACAGCAUUAAUGUGAGUAGUAAAGCUGGUGUGGGCGCCGCCACGGACCCCUCCUCCUCGUUGCCCUUUAUUUGCCAUAGGAUAAAGCAGGAGAACCCCAGCACGUGCACCAUCACCCGACCCAUGGACCUCCAACUAGGGGUGGUGAACUCACACUCCCAGCCCAGGGCUGGUCAGAGGCCCCGCCUCGACCCCCACUGCUUCCCCCCAGGGGGGCGCCCUAUGACUGCCAGCCGAUCAGCCUCAUCUCUGUCUCCGGACCACACACUGGCCAGGGACCACCACCCCUCCAGCCAGGUGUUAACCCACGCCCAAAUCCCGCUGCCCGGUCCGGGCUACCACCACACCUCUCCGACAGGCUACUCUCCCUUCCCACAGCAGCAUGGGUCUCUACAGUACCAAGAGCUCAUGUCCCCCGGUGGCGACAGUCUACCAGAGGAGCCCAAACCCAAACGCGGCCGGCGCUCAUGGCCUAGGAAGAGAAUUGCCACACACACGUGUGACUAUGCCGGCUGUGGAAAAACCUAUACCAAGAGCUCUCACCUCAAGGCACAUCACAGAACGCACACAGGAGAGAAGCCUUAUCACUGUGACUGGGUGGGCUGCGGCUGGAAGUUUGCCCGUUCGGAUGAGCUCACACGGCACUACAGGAAACACACCGGGCAUCGCCCGUUCCAGUGUGCCAAGUGUGACAGGGCCUUCUCAAGGUCCGACCACCUGGCACUACACAUGAAGAGACACCUAUGAGACAGGGCCUUCUCAAGGUCCGACCACCCGGCACUACACAUGAAGAGACACCUACGGACUCACUGGACGCCACCGAGACCAAGACUUAAAGACUAAAGAUAUUAUUACAGAGACCGACCUGAACUUGUAACUUUGAAAACCAAACAUUGCCUUCUAGCCAUUGUCAAAGCAUCAAGACAAGCCGUGCGAUUCACGGCAAAGAGUGUUACACUCGCUAGGUUCAAACCCUAUGACUAAAGACUGUUCUUUGUCCAUCUAUUAGUGAUCAGCGAUGAACCAAAAUGGUGGUUAUUUUUCGUUUUUUUUAAACAUUCUAAUUGCUCAAUGCACACAUUGCACAGUUUCUCUCGAGAAGAAAUCAGAUCAAGCCCAAACUACGUGAUGUAGUAGGGAGUUGUAGUUUCCAACAGGACAAUAUUCUGCAUAGUUUAGAGCAGAAAACGUGGUCAUUAACUACAAUGACCACAAUCUAUUGCGCGCCUACUUGUCCGGUCUGUGUGUUUCUUUUACGCCUGUCGCGUUAGGUGUGGGGGGCAGACACGGAAAGAGAAAGAAGAGACGGAAGAAUAUGCGAUGGAGAGGGAUAGAGAGCAAUUGCUUCUCUACCUGAAAAGACAUGAUCUAAGUCAGGGGUGUCAAACUCAUUCCAUUGAGGGUAGUGUCUGCUGAUUUUUGGUUUUGCCUUUCACUUCAGACCUAAACAACCAGGUGAGGGAGUUCCUUACUAAUCAGUGAGCUUAAUUCAUCAAUCAAACACAAGGGAGGAGCGAAAACCCGCAGUCACUCUGCCCUCAGUAGAAUGAGUUUGACACGUGAUCUAAGUCAUUGGUAGUUGGUAUUCAGCAGUCAUGAAAUAAUGCCUCGUUGAGUUUAAAUAACUAUAACAAUAGUGAUUUUGACAGACGGAAUAGGCAGCAGCUCUAUAGAGAUGAGAUCAUGACUUGGAAUGAAGUAAUAAAGUCAUCAACAACAAAACAAAUAUGAAAUUCACAGCGACUAAAAUAUUUUAUUAAAGUAGAGUGAACAAAUGAUGGUUAAUACGUGAUAAAAAAAGUAAUGGGCAGUCACUGCUAUCAUGAGACUUUUUUAAAUAGUUUUAUUCAAACCACAUAAUUCAUAACAUAAAAAAUAAACAAUCAAAACCAAAAUCGAAAACCCUAAUUAUAAAAAAAAAAUGUUUUUAACCCGAAACCGAACUGACCUCAAAUAGCACUAAUUGCUCAGCACUACCAUAAAUGGGAUCGUGAUAUGACGUUUUGACAAGAGCCCUCAGAACAACCUCCUUUGUGGGACAAAACUGGAAUUUACCAUCUAGGCUAUUUAUCGACAAAACUUGGAGGACCAGGUGCCAACGUAUGACUGGAAAUGUAUUAGUUAUCAGGGAAACAAGACUCGGACAGACAGAACACAUCCUAAGAGGCCUUCGAUCCAUUCUAUCAGCCAAGUUGUUUGUCGAAUUCAUACUGUUCAACAUACCGUAUUAGACAUUUAUAUUUAUAUUACUCUUCCAAGCCAUUCAUUACAGGUACAAAUUAAUUGAUAUGUUACAGGAAAGUGCUCAAAGACUAUUAAGUGUAUUUAAAGGUACCAAAGAUUUUAUUUUAAAGAAAACAGAUAAAAAAAGAGUAUCAAGUAUCA
Messenger RNA from Salvelinus namaycush (lake trout), 3191 nucleotides. RefSeq names its product Kruppel-like factor 4 (gene klf4). Gene Ontology annotation, biological process: regulation of transcription by RNA polymerase II. Gene Ontology annotation, molecular function: DNA-binding transcription factor activity, RNA polymerase II-specific; RNA polymerase II cis-regulatory region sequence-specific DNA binding. The transcript has 5 exons. NCBI's taxonomy places the organism in Eukaryota, Metazoa, Chordata, Actinopteri, Salmoniformes, Salmonidae. The record is from RefSeq and is a predicted model, not a curated record. Bases 279 to 1553 code for a protein of 424 amino acids.